Cladophialophora immunda is the source of this 1255-nucleotide messenger RNA. RefSeq lists its product as uncharacterized. Gene Ontology annotation, cellular component: phagophore assembly site. The transcript is spliced from 3 exons. Gene Ontology annotation, biological process: autophagosome assembly; autophagy. Bases 317 to 1003 code for a protein of 228 amino acids. The record is from RefSeq and is a predicted model, not a curated record. Lineage: Eukaryota; Fungi; Ascomycota; Eurotiomycetes; Chaetothyriales; Herpotrichiellaceae.
CCGAGAAUGACCUUCCCUGCCCGCUGGACCCCACCAUGGAAGGAACAUUCAGAGUCUUAAUACACCUCACCGUGGCUUUCUUCAGAGUCAUACUGCAGCGACCAGUCUACCGAUGCUGAAGGCACGAUUGUUGGAGCCUGUAAAUGACCAUGUCUUGAACAGUCGCUCUGUCCCGGGCGCCACUUAGCUGGCUGCCACCUCCUUUGCGCUCUCCGACUCGUACUCCGCUGAGCGUACCACUCUACAAAGAACCCCACCAUCUUGCAGUCGAAAUCGAUCCCAAUAUACUUGCGCACGCAGAUUGCUACUUGCGACAAUGGACCAGGGCCAUCGCGAAUACAUCCUUGAGGUAUUCGCAGACCAAACAUUUGUAAGGGACAUAGUUAAAGGAGUCCUACACACGAUAUUCUUCCACCGUUACUUCCCACCGAUCCGACCCUCUCUCUACACCCCGAACGCCUCCUCCCUGUCUCACACGCACACCUCGCAUUCGACACAAUCCCUCCCCAUCACGCUCCCUUCAAUCCUCGAACCGCCUGAAAUCUCCACUGCAAUCGAUUCUCACGCAGACUUGCUCAUCUCUCAGUUGACGCCACAAUUCUCGGCGAAUACAACAAGCCCGUCAGCCGCUGCAGGUGGCUCUCGCGGCGAAAUAGUAGUGCGGUUUUACGAUCGCAAGAGGAGAAAAACAGGGAUCACGACGGGCUGGUUGGGCCGCUUGGGAGGUGGCGGACAGACCGAGGAGGAAGUAUGCUGGGAGGAGUGGUGUAUACAAGUUAUUGUUGCAAGACCUAGAAGUGAAGCGGACCGCAUCAAAGUCCGCCGUGCAAUGGAAUCUUCCCUACAGAAGACCGCGAUGAAGAUCGUCGCGAUAGUGAACAGAGACAAGGAUCAUAUCCCCCCCAUUACCACGAGUGAUCAGAAUCCGUUCCCGUACAGAAUAUUUGUCAAUCCCAAGCAACAGGAAAGCGUGGAGAGAGGCUUUGUGGGAGGGUGGAGUUGAGGCUAGGGAGGUGCAGAGUACAUCAGCUGGACAAAUGCAUUCUCCUUAGAGAUACAAAUUAUAGAGCCAACAAAAGUUGCUGGUUUUUUUUUUUGAGUAUAUCAUUGGGUUCAACCUCAAUUGACGCCUGCCUGCCUGCGAUCAAUAACUAGCCUCAACUUGUUCUCUUGAGAGCCAUGGCCACCACCAACACACAAAUCAAUAGGUCUAUCGAGAAAGUUCAUAAUGAUAUGAUUUAGCCUUCCUGAGCAA